Molecule: messenger RNA, 1584 nt
Organism: Corylus avellana
Lineage: Eukaryota; Viridiplantae; Streptophyta; Magnoliopsida; Fagales; Betulaceae
Product: Regulator of chromosome condensation (RCC1) family protein
Source: RefSeq, a predicted model, not a curated record
UCCAAACCCGGCCCGCUGGUUCAAGAUUGGCAUUGACGGCACAACUCGGAACCUUGUUCGGGUUCCUUUUUGGAGAAUCGGAAGAGCAGCAGAGAGAGGCAGAGUCAGAACGUGGCGACGAUGGAACACAGUGAAAAAGGAAAAGAAGCAAAGCACCACGACGAAGAAGAAGAUGAGGAAGAAGAGCGACAAGAAGUACAAGAAAUAUGGAGUUGGGGAGCAGGAACGGAGGGGCAGCUGGGCACGGGCAGGCUAGAGGACGAGCACCUCCCUCAGCUGCUUCACCUUCCUUCUAUGGCCUCCGCCGGACCCAUUUCUUUGCUCUCCUGUGGCGGCGCUCACGUUAUUGCCUUGACCUCCGGUGGUAGGGUACUGACAUGGGGAAGGGGUACAUCUGGCCAACUAGGCCAUGGUGAUAUGGUUAAUAGCUUGUAUCCCAAGCUUGUCACUUCCUUGCAGGCUUACUUCAUAUCCCAUGUUUCUGCUGGAUGGAGCCACUCUGGAUUUGUUUCAGAUACUGGGUAUCUUUUUACCUGCGGGGAUGGGUCGUUUGGUCAGCUUGGGCAUGGGGACUACAGUUCACAUUGCUCUCCUGUAAGAGUCUCAUUCUUUGUUACUAAGCAUGUUGAACAGAUAGCAUGUGGUAUGCGCCAUUCGCUUGUGUUGUUGAAAGGUUCUUCAGGAUUUCGAACUUAUGCAUUUGGGUCUGGGAAGCGUGGUCAACUAGGCAUCUCCAACGAUAAGAUCAAAUCGGUUAGUCUUCCUGAAGUAACUCAUGGAUUGGAGGAUGUCAGAAUCGUUAGCAUAACUGCAAAUGGAGAUCAUAGUGCAGCAUUAUCUGUUGAUGGACAUCUUUACACUUGGGGAAGAGGGUUCAGUGGCACUCCAGAUGCUCACUUUCCUCAGUGUUUACUUUCGUCUUUCUUGUUUACCAGAGCAGCUCUUGGAUGGAACCAUGCUCUAGCAUUGACUAGUGAUGGGGAAGUUUUUAUGCUCGGUGGCAGCUACCAUGGAGUCCUUGGUGAUCUUGAGAAAAUGAGCCCAAAACAAUUACCUGAUCCCAGAGGUGCUAUCCUGGAGAAGGUCUCUGGUCUUGAUGCUUUAAAAAUUGUGCAUGUUGCAGCUGGAGCUGAGCACUCUGCAGUGGUAACAGAGAAUGAAGAAAUAAAAACAUGGGGUUGGGGUGAACAUGGUCAACUUGGCUUGGGGAAUACAUGUGAUCAAACUAGCCCCCAAGCAGUGAGCUUAAGUAACAAUCCCAAAGAAACUGCCACAUUCAAAGUUUUUUGUGGUAGUGGGUUUACAUAUGCCAUACAGAAUCCUUGUGUAUAAUCAUCCAAUGCUUAACUUUUUUUGCAUGAGAUUCACAUUGCAUUCACAUUUUUUUUUUACAAGUCAUAUGAAUUUGAAAAAAAAUGAUUAUCAUUUGGUGUGUUGAUUUUAGAAGCCACAUUAUUUUUGAAAUGACACAAGAGGAAUUUCCAGAAUUACUCGUGUUACAUAUACUAAUCCUCUGAUAAGUGAAUCAUGAGCCACCCGGUCUCUGUUUACAAAGAGGCAAAGAAAGAAAGAAAAGGCCUGGCU